AAUUCCUAGAAAUAUUUAAAGUCCUCGAUUCAGACUUAAAAUAAAACUAACACGUGAUUUAACGAGAUUCUAUAAUCAAGUGGAAUUCUUCAUAUAAACGUAGAAGAAAUUAAUCGUUUAAUUUAAUAUUGAACUCUAGUGUAAAACGUAACAUAUAAUACAAGUAACCUAAAUUAUACUACUGAAGAAAAUAAAUAAUAAACGAUCAACAAUGGAAAAAUUGAAUCUACCGUUCGAUACAAUUAUGGAAAUGCAAGAGCCAGUAAUAUUUCAACGAAUAUUGCAAGAUGCAAAAGGUGAAUAUGCUUGGAAAUUAUUUGAAUGGAAUUUAUCCGAACUUGCUGAAAAAUUCGGAAACGUUAAAUUACCUUUUCGAGUUGGUUAUAAUGCUAGAUCUACGAGUCCACAAUGGGAAACAAAUUGCUCGACAGUUUCAAUGACACUGUCGGAAUUUAUUCAACACACAGACCUCCAUAAAGAUGAUAAGAAAUGGUAUUAUUUCGAUUAUAAGUACAUGCACGAGUGGUUUAAAACUAAACCAGAAAUUAUAAAUUCCUUGAAUUGGAAAAUAUUUGGUAUUGAUAAAAGUGGAGAUGAUUCUACACUUUGGAUUGGAAGCAAGGGAGCUCAUACUAAUUGCCAUCAAGAUUCUUAUGGUUGCAAUUUAGUAGCUCAAAUUCAUGGAAGGAAGGAGUGGUUGUUGUUUCCUCCAAAUGCAACUAAUUUUCUGCAACCAACAAGAAUUCCUUAUGAAGAGUCCACAGUGUACAGUAAAUAUAAUUUCUUUUGUGCUACUAAAGAAGAUGAGACUAAAAUAUUAAAAUUAGAAGAAGGACCGAGACUUGUAACUUUGGAACCAGGAGAUGUACUAUUUGUUCCUCCUGGUUGGUGGCAUUACGUUGAAUCAUUGGAUUUGUCUGUCAGUGUCAAUAUUUGGCUGCCAAUAACAGCAGAUCAUGUAUCAAGAGUCAAGGAAGCUAUUGUUAAAUUAAUAGUAGCUAGAAUUGGAAAAAAUGUAUAUAAGGAGUCUUCUGAAGCUGAUUGUACAUUAUCUGACUGCAUGAAUUUGCUUGGCAUUGCCAUUAGGGGAUGUGAAAACAUAGAAGAUGAAGAAUCAUCUUUGAAAAAAAUGAGACGUACUGUAUGGACUGCUAAAGAUUUAGCAGCAGAAUAUCCUGAUUAUGUAAAACUGCUUCAUGAGUUUGGGAAAACAGAUUUGGAAAAAUUUCUAAGAUUGAAAAGAGAACGAUUUUCGGAAGAAUUAUUAAAAGGCAAUUCCUCUGCAACUGAUACAGGUGCAGAUAAUUAUUCUCCGCGUCAACAACUGUCUGAAAAUAUUGUGAAUGCACUUUGUCAUCCUGAUGUUAUCAAUAAAGUUACUGAAUUGCUUUUGUUGUAAUAUUGUCCUUAAUUUU
Messenger RNA from Ceratina calcarata, 1415 nucleotides. It is a transcript of the gene HSPBAP1, whose product is annotated as HSPB1 associated protein 1. NCBI's taxonomy places the organism in Eukaryota, Metazoa, Arthropoda, Insecta, Hymenoptera, Apidae. The transcript has 4 exons. The record is from RefSeq and is a predicted model, not a curated record. The coding region runs from base 212 to 1399 and encodes 395 amino acids.